Fusarium keratoplasticum is the source of this 1011-nucleotide messenger RNA. RefSeq names its product DUF5672 domain-containing protein. The coding region runs from base 1 to 1011 and encodes 336 amino acids. The record is from RefSeq and is a predicted model, not a curated record. Lineage: Eukaryota; Fungi; Ascomycota; Sordariomycetes; Hypocreales; Nectriaceae. The transcript has 3 exons.
AUGGCGCCGCAGGUUGACUUGUCGCAAUGGGCCGACUUGCCUGUCAUGGCAACCAAGAGCCUCAAGUCGAGACUCCCCACGACGAUUUCGAGAUCUACCAUUCUCAUUGUGGUUUCCCUCAUUUCAACAUGGAUCUUUGCGACCGUACUCGUCCCUCAAGUCAAACCCACCAUCACAUCCCAGAUCGAUGAAGCCCGACAAAGACUUCCCUCAGUCAGCAUUGACUGGGCGCCAAACGACGACCCUCGCAAGAACUACAACACAUCCAAGGUCGCUCUCAUCAUCGAGCCGGAGCCUCUUCCUCUUCUGGUCCCCUUGAUCCUGCACAUGAUCGCCGUCGUGCCCCCGGAUUGGCGAUUCGUCUUUAUCGGAUCCAAGAAGAGCGUCUACACUGUCGGUCGCGAGUACGGCAUUCAGCUGCAACAGGGUCUGGGCAAGAUUGACCUCAUGAGGCUGCCCAGCCCUUGGUCCAUCAAGACCGAAGAGGACUUGAACCGCCUGUACACGGAUUCGCGAUUCUACAACGAGUUUUUGCCUGGAGUUGAGUGGCUCUUGACCUUUGACUCGGAGAGCAUUCUUUGCGCCAAUGCGCAGUCGAGCCUGAACGACUGGUUGGACUACACAUGGGCUGGUGCUGCCAGAGCCGACGUCAAGGCCUUCGCAGGCUACGGAAAGCUCUCGCUGCGACGCGUCUCUGCCAUCCAGCAGGUCCUCGGCUUCCAGAAGCGCUACAACAACACAGAUCAAGAAGACAUUUGGUUCGGAAAGCGUCUCUACAUCCUCCCCGACGCCAAGCUCGCCAACCUGACAAACGAGGUCUUUUCGGUGCAGAACAACGUCACAGAAAAGCCCAUGGGCUACCACGCCCUUGGCCGUGGCAGGGGUCUCGAUAAGGAAGUCUGGGGCAACGUCGAGACACGAAAGGCGGCGCUCGAGUACUGUCCCGAGAUGCACAUGAUUCUUGACAUGAAGCUCGAGAAAGAGAGGUGUCCCCCUGACACGCAGGGUUGA